Messenger RNA from Opisthorchis viverrini, 231 nucleotides. RefSeq lists its product as hypothetical. The record is from RefSeq and is a predicted model, not a curated record. The transcript has a single exon. The coding region runs from base 1 to 231 and encodes 76 amino acids. Lineage: Eukaryota; Metazoa; Platyhelminthes; Trematoda; Opisthorchiida; Opisthorchiidae.
AUGCACUAUGCUGCGCAUUACACCUGGCUGUCAGUGUCAAAAUUCACAUACUUUUCUACAGAAUCCCAAGAAGACACAGUCGUUGCCCUUGUUCCAAGUUAUGUGGAAAUCCUGUGGGUUUGUGAUGCGAUGACGCAGACGUGGCUGGGUGUCCGCCGAUCGGCCAAAGGCGGUCAGAUACACGUUGUAUUCUCAACCCGACCAGACAUCCGGGUUCAUCUCGACGCGUAA